CCCGUUGUCAUGGUGACCCUUAACGCAACAGCCCCGCUUCAGUGAAAAUACAGCCGAUGUCCCGAUCAGAGAUUCACUUUGACGAAAUUCACAGAAAACUGGAACCAGAACCAAACAAGGGUCAGAACCGGAUCAGACCUGGAACUAAACUAGGGACCAGUUUGUCAGGAAAUGGAACUAUUGGAGCAUUCUGCUACUGGAUUUGAACCGGGUCAGAACCGGAUCUGAACUACGUUCAUCAAACUCAGUGACCGUUAUCGGCCAGCGGUUGCCAUGGCAGCAGGCGCCAUUUCAACUCCUCUCAUCAUCCCAAUCAGCGAGGGCGUGACCCGGAAACCCAAGACCCGCAUCGACACCAGGACGCCCGUCUGCAUCCAGUCAGACUCUCCAGGUGUGCUGAUCAUCUUCACUCUGGAUGGUUCAAAGCCGGUUGCCGGGCAACGGGGGUCAGAGGUUGGCAGCAGGAAGUACAUGGGUCCCGUCCUGCUUCCUGCGGGCCAGGUGACUGUCAGAGCCGUGGCCGUCGCCAGGGACGGGAGGCGCAGCUCCGUGGUCACCAAGGUGUUCUCCGUGGGUCAGGCAGAACCAGACCAGCAGGUCCAGUCUGAAGGAGGCUACGAUUCUGAUGAGCGGUCCGGUUCUGAUCCAACACCUGAAGGAACACCUGGACGCUCUGAGUGGAGGAAAGUCACCUGCAGUCCGGCUUCAGAACCGGGCCGGACCGGGUCCAGUCCUCCGCCGGUCUCCCUACCCUCCAGAUGCUCCAGAGGUGCCGGGAUUCCAGAUCCUGAUGCUGCCUGGACCAGCUCUUCCCGACGCUCCCGCUCUGCGGAUUCUCACCAUCCAGCGCCGCUGAGCUGCGAACCGCAAACCCAUCGGCCGAGAGACGCCGCUGCGCCGCGGUGUCCCCGCUGCCUCUGCGUCUGCCCUUCAGACCCGUUCGCUCGGUUCUGUUCUCAGUGUGGCGCUGUGAUUCCUCCGGUACCGACACUCAGGCCGCCCCCUGCUGGGAGAGGACAGGUACUGCACUCGUCCACAGUCCAGCUGCUGCCGGCUGGUCAGGACAGACGGACUGACCGUCUGUCUCAGCUGCUGCCGUGUCCUUCCUGUCGCUGCCUGGUUCCGAUCAACUCUCGGACCUGUUGGACCUGCGAGGCGUCCACAGAAGGGACCCGGGCCGGCUUCUCCCUGCAGGUCGAUCUGGGUGGAGGCGGCGCCCCCUCUGGUGGGCCAGCGGACGGCAGCAUGUGGUCCUGCUCCAGGUGCCGCCGUCUGAACCGCCAUGAUGCCAGAUUCUGUGACCGUUGUGGCACCAAGGCUGGCCAAGCCCCCUGCUGGGUGACGUGUUGGCGGUGUGGAGCAAGCGCACCGCUGGACGCCCCCCACUGUGCGGCGUGCGGCGUGUUCCUCCUGGCAAUGGCCCCGCCCACACCCUGCAGUGACAUCUCACCGCCUGAAGAGGACGCCGCCCACAGCCAGGCUCCGCCCCCACAGAGCCCCGCCUCCAGACGGGGUGUAGCUCCUCCCCCUGUGGAUCGGUCCACGCAGACCGUCGGACUCUAUUACCCAUCAGCCACUGAGCUGCAGCAGCGGGACCAGCAGAGGGCGCUGUGGCGCCGGCGGGAGGCGGCGAGGAGCGACCCCCGGCCGCCGCUCAGCGCCGUCAGCCCCGGUAGAGGUUACUGGAGGAACCAACUGGACCACGUCUGUUCUCACCUGAGGAGCUACACCCAGAACCGGGCCUCCUUCAGAACCCUGCUGGCAGAACCUCGACUGGGCCGGAUGGUGUCGGCGCUGGUCCAGCAGAACCAGGGGGAAGUGGUUCUGACGUUGAGCUUCUCGCUAGCAGCCAAUCAGAACCGGCAGCAGGUCGGACCUGACGGCGACCCCGACGGCCCGGCGGGUAGUUCUACGGUACCGGGUCGGGUCCAGACGCUGAGCAGUGUCACACAGCGCGCUACAGACGGAGCCGGAAGUCCAAGGAGGAAGCGGGAUGCCAACCUGGAACCGGACCUGUUGGUGAGCAGAGGAUCAGACGUCACCCGUCUGACCGGUGUCGGUCCAGCAGGGGGCGGACCGCCACGUCCUGGCGGUUACCAUGGUGAAUGGUCACCAUGACCUACUUCCUGUUUUAGUCCAGCCAGGAGCCGCCAGGACCUGAUGACCUCACACAGGUGGUGUGGGCGGAGCCACAGGUGUUACAGUGAAGGUGGAAACACCUGAUUCAUGAACCCUGACCACGCCCACAUUCUGACCACCCCCCCUUGAGUUUGUCAUGUGACUCAAGGCGUUCUCCUCUUCCUCAGAAUGAAGAACUUUGCAGCUCUGGGUUCUGAUUGGCUGCCCAUAGCCAAGUUCCUGCUCAGGUUCGACUCACCUGGCCUGAGUGCCCGCUGCUUCCUCUGACUGGACCGGGCCGGUCCAGAACACUAUACGCCUUCAGAGCUUCAGACUCCCUGGUUCUGCUUCAGACCCGUUACUGUGACGUAUUGAGGCAGCCAUCUUGGAUUGCUAUGGUGACGGCCGCCCUCGAUCAGACCAAUCAGAACCUACAGAUGGAAUGUGAUGGAAUAUU
Messenger RNA from Xiphophorus maculatus (southern platyfish), 2575 nucleotides. RefSeq names its product double zinc ribbon and ankyrin repeat domains 1 (gene dzank1). The coding region runs from base 274 to 2118 and encodes 614 amino acids. NCBI's taxonomy places the organism in Eukaryota, Metazoa, Chordata, Actinopteri, Cyprinodontiformes, Poeciliidae. The record is from RefSeq and is a predicted model, not a curated record. The transcript is spliced from 15 exons.